AUGUCAGACUUUGAGAGGCUCCUGCAGUAUCACAUGGAUGAGACAAAAGCUCCAUCUGGUGGAUUUCUGGAGGAUGAAGAUAAAUCCACAAAACGCAUGUCACUACAAAAACUAGAAAUACUCUUGUCAAACAUUUAAAAAAGAUUCCUACCAUUGAAAGCAACUGUCAGUAUGAAAGACAAUCAAGGUACUACUAAAGUAGUAUGAGAAACGUUUAUUGAUUUUGUUCGCAUGUCUCUUGCAUGUCAAUAUAGGAAAGGUUAGCAUAUUUUGUCAAAGUUUUUGCAUUUGGUCAUUGUUAGAAGUGUGCUAAAUCUGACCACCAUUUAUUGACAAUGUCUUCAUGUUUUAAGAAUGAUAUGGUGUCAUAAUACAAUAUGUUCUCCUGCAGAUACAGACAAGACAAUCUGCGUCAAUGACGAUUGUUUUACUCGCAAGGAAAACAAAGACCUAACCAACCUGAAAGGAGAAGAUAUCUCUACUGAGGUGGGCCAUUCAGACUGGCAGAUGGAUGGGCAAACCAGGGAGGGAGUUAAAGAUAAGCCUGCAGUGGUGGAAUAUCUUUUGACUUCUGCAUGUCAAGUCACUGGUGAUAUUAUUGCUCAUAUGCAGACAGUUAAGGCGCUUCUGAAAUGGCUCACUGUACAGGUAAGAAUGUUUACAUGA
Molecule: messenger RNA, 666 nt
Organism: Coregonus sp. 'balchen'
Lineage: Eukaryota; Metazoa; Chordata; Actinopteri; Salmoniformes; Salmonidae
Source: the annotation of a GenBank genome assembly